Molecule: messenger RNA, 398 nt
Organism: Ceraceosorus guamensis
Lineage: Eukaryota; Fungi; Basidiomycota; Exobasidiomycetes; Ceraceosorales; Ceraceosoraceae
Exons: 3
Coding region: 27-206 (59 amino acids)
Source: RefSeq, a predicted model, not a curated record
AGCUGCAACGGAGAUCAGCAGAUUGCAUGCUUGCUAUUGAGCAUCCCGUCGGUAUCAGUAUAUAUUAUAGCUUUGCUGCCAAUCCGAAUAGUCACGGAAAUCACCCAGUGAAAGGUAUCCCUCACGGUCAGGAGCUGGCAGGGACGCAGACAGUAGAUGGUCCUUGCGAGCUCGAUCCAAAUAUGGAUCAGAGAGAAAGUCGCUAGUCUAGCCACGCUCCCAAGACUCACCCGUUGCAUAUAGAGAGGUCUGUCACAGUUGCUGCUAGUCCUGAGUCCCCUCCUCAAUUGACGACUCUGCACCUCGAGCACAAUUUUAGCUUAAUUGCGCUUGUGAUCCCGCGUCGUCGAAUCUCCGCGCGCAGCAGCAGCGGAGGAGCAUCGACUAGUCCGGCCGGC